AUGAAGGCGGAUACCGAAGCGUUCCUGGCGCAGAACACGACACCAAUCCUCAUAUCAGUUUGCGCUCUGUACAUCCUCUUGCGCCACUACGACAAUAGAAAAUUGCCCGACUGGCCUUCUGGACUCACCCUCAACACGGUAAUCGCUCUGCUUGCAACCGUCGCAAGGUCUGCCUUUGUCAUCCCGGUGUCCGAGGGCCUGUCGCAACUCAAGUGGCUCUGGUAUCGCAAGCAGAGGACCCUGAAGGACUUUCAGGAUUUCGAUGCUGCUAGUCGCGGACCGUGGGGGAGUCUUCAGCUGGUGAAAACGACGAAAGGCUGGCCUCUGAGCGUCAUAUCGAUGGUCGUAUUGGUCACUGCCAUGCUCACUUCCGCCCUGACACAAUCUUCCGUGACCUACCCCGAGCGCCAGGUUCCGAUCCUACCAAGCUCCCCCGUUGCUCGUUUAGUUCGAUUCUGGAAUCCCAUGACAGUAAGCUGGUACUCCCCAUACAUCAAAGGCGCAACCUACGACGCCAGCAUCCAAGCCGGCCUCAGCCACGACUCCAACACUCUCUACCCCUUCGACCAGCCCGGCUGCCCCACCACCGAGUGCCGCUGGCGCGUCUUCAGCACCCUCGCCAUCUGCACCAAGAUGGGGAACAUGACCGACCAGCUCACGUACAACUACAACGGCAACAGCAGCCGCUUCGUCAACACCGGCACCCCGCGCAGCCUCUCCCUGCCCAACGGCGCCCUCGCCAACUUCGCCCCGUCCCUCACCGGGCUGGUAAGCCUCAACAACGGCCAGGCGUCCCUCCUCCCCGCCGCCGAGGUGCCGCAGUCCGCCUUCUUCAACUUCACCGUCAUCUUCACCACGACCAAAACCACCGGCGCGAUGGAGGUCAUGUUCUACAUGUGCGCGCAGCGCUACAACGUCUCCGUCCAGAACAACGUCUUCUCGCGGACGCUGAUCGACUCGUCCGCCGAGGUGGAGGAGGGCACGUUCCUGGUGCCAGAGUCGACGACUUCAAAGGAACAGGUGGAGGUUACGACGGAGGCGGUGACGGUCCCGCAGGAGCCGGGGGUGGCGUUCCCGUACGGCGGCACGGCGCUGACGCCCCUGAUCGAGAGCCUGUCCAGCGCGAUGAACGGGACGUACCCGACGACGGAGAACGAGCGCGGCCGGGCGCCGUCGCGGUAUUUGAACGUGCUGGAUGUGGUGCGGCGGGAGCGGAACGGGACGGAGAAGCAGCUUUUCGAGGCGGUUGGGAAUGUGACGAAUAAUGUGGCGAGGAGCUUGACGAAUAGUCUCCGUGAUAGCCUGACGACGGAACAGGCGUACAUCACGGGGCAAGCGUAUGUUAGCGAGACGUACGUCAAGGUGCGCUGGUGGUGGAUGACUUUGAUCUCGUGCCAGGUCGUGCUGUCGACGAUUGUCCUGGUAGCUGCGCUGAUUCAGGCGAGGAUGGCUGGGUUGAAUGUGGUCAAGACUUCGACCUUUCCUGCAUUCUUUGCUAUUGAUUCGUCGGAAAAGAAGAUGCUGGAGACGAGAAUGGCCCCAAUGGACGUUCAAGAGCAGGAUCGAUAUCUAGGGACGAAAGGGCUGGGACAGUGGAGACUACGGAUGCAAGACAACGGCUGGGUGCUUUUACGGGAUCAGAAGGAGCCGGGAUGCUAG
This is a messenger RNA of Colletotrichum chrysophilum, 1659 nucleotides long. RefSeq lists its product as uncharacterized. The record is from RefSeq and is a predicted model, not a curated record. The transcript is spliced from 4 exons. Lineage: Eukaryota; Fungi; Ascomycota; Sordariomycetes; Glomerellales; Glomerellaceae. The coding region runs from base 1 to 1659 and encodes 552 amino acids.